AUGUCUAUACCAAAGGGGCCAGCAGCCGCUACAGUCAAUUGCAACAAUGAGGCAUACCUUUUGGACCGAUUCCAUAGUCACAUUCCCCAUAAACUUGGUCCAGCUGACAUCGUUUGCAAAUUCUGUGGGGCGUUCCGUUGGCCACAAGAAAGAACGAAGGCUGCCCAGAAGGCGGAUUCUAGAGUUUUUCACAAUUGUUGCAAAAAAGGUGAUGUCACCUUACCCAUCGCGUACUUGGAAGAAUCCCUGUUACCUGGCCCCUUGAUGGACCUGUUCACUGGAUCAGAUGAAAUUGCUAGAGAAUUCCAAAAAAACAUCGCGACUUACAACAAUAUGGUCUCAUUCGCAUCACUGGGCGCAAAUAUUGAUAAUUCCGUCAAUGGACAGAAAGGCACUUAUUGCUUUCGUGUUAACGGACAACUUAGCCAUAACAUUCCUUCUUUGCUUCCUUUGGAUGGAAACAAAGCUUCAUUUGCUCAGAUUUUUAUUGCUGGUGACGGAGGUGAUGGAGAGGUUACUUUGAGAGCGAGUAAAUUAAACAAUCCAAAGUUCAAAAAACAGAAAAAGAUUCACACCGCCACCUUACGCCUACUUCAAGACAUCAUCAACAAAGUGAAUCCUUACGCUGUAUUUCUCAAGGGGGCUGCCGAAAUCAUUAAUUCAGACGCAACAACUCGAGUCAUAUUAAAAUCCCUGCCACCGGGCAAGGGCGAGAUGAAAACAUACAAUAAACCAAGACCUGAAGACGUCGCUGCGCUGGUGCGAGGUGACGGUGAAAUCGACAAACGACCGAGAGACGUGUUGGUGUGCCACAAAGAUGGUUUCAUGGACCACAUCACAGAUCUCAACUCAGGUUACAUGGGACUCCGAUAUCCUUUGAUGUUGCCCUAUGGUUCCCAACAAUGGGACGGCAUGUAA
Molecule: messenger RNA, 918 nt
Organism: Melampsora larici-populina 98AG31
Lineage: Eukaryota; Fungi; Basidiomycota; Pucciniomycetes; Pucciniales; Melampsoraceae
Exons: 3
Coding region: 1-918 (305 amino acids)
Source: RefSeq, a predicted model, not a curated record